AUCCCAAAAUAUUCCACCUUACCUCUCUCUGAGCUCAAAGUCCCAGAACCCGGCUUCCAGGCCCGUCCCAUGGCACUCAAAACCCUCGGUGCCUUCUCGUUCGCUUCUCCUCCCACUCCUUGUAGUAAACCCUCGUCUUUUCUCCCCUUUCCCUCUUCUCUUCGCUUCCGCCUCCGCCCUCCCAAAACCCUAAUCCCUCCAUCCUCCUCCGCUGCGUCGAGCUCCGUUUCUUCCUCCCCCUCCCCCAUUUUCCUCCCCCAUCUCGAGUCUCCUGCCCCCGAAUCCCUCGAGGACGAGGUGGUGGUGGCGGAGGACGCCGAGGAAGAAGAAGAAGAGCAGUUCGAGAAGGAAUUCGGAGAACUACAUGGGUCCAAAUUCGAAUCCGAGGAGGAAAAUGGACGAGAAGAAGACUAUUCAGAUCCCAUCCUCAAUUUCUUCAAAUCCCGGUCCGAAACCCAAGACCCGAAGCGCGAGGGCCGGCUCACUCUCCAGCGGAACCGCCGCUCCUCGUGGCACAUCGCAGACUUUGAAAGCGAUGAUCUUGAGGAGGAAGAAGAAGAGGAAGACGUGCAAGCUGUAGAGCUGGAUUCUGAUUCUGGGGUUCCUGAGCCAACUUCGGAGGACGGGGUUGUAGGGAAGAUCAUGGGGAUCGCGAGGAGCCUGCCGGAAAACUCCACAUUGGGAGAAUUCUUGGAUUCUUUUGCCGGGAAGGUGGACGAAGGGGAGUGCAUUGAGCUGCUGAGAAGGAUGGGGGAGGAGGGACUGGUUCGGGAAAGUUUGUAUCUUUACGAGUGGAUGGGGUUGCAGGAACCGUCGCUGGUGACGCCGAGGUCGUGCUCUGUUCUGUUUCCGAUCCUGGGGAGGGCUCGCAUGGGAGAUAAGCUGAUGGUUCUCUUUGAGAAUUUGCCAAGAGGGAAGAGAUUUCGGGAUGUUUGCGUGUAUAAUGCAGCGAUUUCGGGCCUUUCGUGCUGUGGGAGAUAUGAUGAUGCCUGGAGAGUGUUUGAGGAUCUGGAAGCUAAUAAUAUCAAGCCAGAUCAUGUGACAUGUUCUAUUUUGAUAACUGUUAUGAGGAAAACUGGUAAGCAUGCAAAAGAUGCAUGGGAUUUCUUUGAAUGUAUGAACAGAAAAGGUGUCAAAUGGAACUUAGAGGUCUUUGGUGCUCUCAUAAAAUCCUUCUGUGAUGAGGGGCUGAAAAAGGAAUCUCUUAUCAUUCAAUCAGAAAUGGAGAAGAAAGGAAUUUCAUCAAACGUCAUCAUAUAUAACACCUUGAUGGAUGCCUAUGUUAAAUCUAACCAGGUUGAAGAGGCAGAAGGUCUCUUUGUUGAGAUGAAAGAAAAGGGAUUAAAGCCAACCACAGCAACCUAUAACAUUCUAAUGGAUGCCUACAGUAGAAGAAUGCAACCUGAGAUUGUUGAAGCUCUACUAUCAGAGAUGCAAAGUUUAGGCUUGAAACCAAAUGUUAAAUCAUAUACCUGCCUCAUAAGUGCCUAUGGAAGGCAGAGGAAAAUGAGUGACAUGGCAGCAGACUCAUUCUUAAGGAUGAAGAAGGCUGGAAUAAAGCCUACAUCACAUUCAUAUACAGCUCUUAUUCAUGCAUAUUCAGUGGGUGGGUGGCAUGAAAAAGCUCAUGCUGCAUAUCAAAAUAUGAAAAGAGAAGGAAUAAAACCUUCCAUAGAAACUUACACAGCCCUGCUUGAUGCCUUUAGGCGAGCUAGUGAAACUGAGAAGCUGAUGGAAGUUUGGAAAGAGAUGAUCAACAAUCAAGUGGAAGGAACUAGAGUUACAUUUAACAUUCUCUUGGAUGGGUUGGCGAAACAUGGUCUCUAUGUUCAAGCAAGAGAUGUGAUACAUGAAUUUGGAAGGAUAGGUUUGCAGCCAACGGUUAUGACAUAUAAUAUAUUGAUGAAUGCAUAUGCACGGGGAGGACAACACAACAAGUUGCCACAGCUGCUGAAAGAAAUGACUGCUCUUGAAUUGAAUCCCGACUCUGUUACUUAUUCCACAAUGAUAUACGCAUAUGUUCGUGUGCGUGAUUUUACUAAGGCAUUUUAUUAUCACAAACAAAUGGUGAGGAGUGGGCAAGUGCCUGAUGCCAGAUCCUAUCAGAAGCUGCGAGCUAUUUUGGAUGCCAAAGCUGCGAUAAAGAACAGGAGGGAUAGGAGUGCCAUAUUCGGAAUAGUCAACAGCAAAUUUGGCUUGAAACCCAAGAAGGGUAAGAAGGAUGAGCUCUGGAAGAACAAAAAGAAGCGGUGGAUGACAAAUAGGGUUAUUAUUGAUCGGAAAUGAUCCAGUAAACAACUCAUCCAUUUUGUUUCUGAUUGAAUGGUGAGUGAGGGACUGAUCCACUUUGCAUACAUCUAUUCUGAUUCAUGGUUCUACAUUUCUCGCGAGUCACUUUAGUGCUCCUUCUAGAAGAAGCUGGUCAUCUCAAAAAACAAAUGGAUGAUUAUGAAAAGAGAAAUCUGCCUCUAAGUCUUUGUACAUGGUGAUCAUCAAUCACAUUCAUACAAUUCCUCCUUCAAUGAAAUUAUUAUUUUUGCUCAUUGACUCUGUUUAUGGUGGUCUAGCGACACCUUUAAGGUAAUGAAACAUUUUUCUUGUUUUAAUUGAUGUGGAAUGCAAAUAAUGCUCCAAUCUGUAUGACAGUAUUGUUGUUAUCUCUCAUUUUGAAAAUGACUGGAAAUCAAUGAGGGAUGUCUAAUU
Elaeis guineensis (African oil palm) is the source of this 2703-nucleotide messenger RNA. RefSeq names its product pentatricopeptide repeat-containing protein At5g50280, chloroplastic. The record is from RefSeq and is a predicted model, not a curated record. Lineage: Eukaryota; Viridiplantae; Streptophyta; Magnoliopsida; Arecales; Arecaceae. Gene Ontology annotation, molecular function: protein binding.